Tachyglossus aculeatus (Australian echidna) is the source of this 471-nucleotide messenger RNA. It is a transcript of the gene PIN4, whose product is annotated as peptidylprolyl cis/trans isomerase, NIMA-interacting 4. Gene Ontology annotation, biological process: rRNA processing. The record is from RefSeq and is a predicted model, not a curated record. The coding region runs from base 67 to 456 and encodes 129 amino acids. Lineage: Eukaryota; Metazoa; Chordata; Mammalia; Monotremata; Tachyglossidae. The transcript has 4 exons. Gene Ontology annotation, molecular function: DNA binding; peptidyl-prolyl cis-trans isomerase activity.
GGAGGGGGGGGGCCUCCCUCCUCCUUGUCCUCCUCCUCCUCCUCAGCGGGCCCGCAGGCCCGCAGCAUGGCGCCCAAGCCCAAAGGGGGCAAAGGGGGAAAAGGGGGAGCAGCUUCUGGAGGUGAUACUGCUGAUAAGAAGGCUCAAGGACCCAAAGGUGGUGGAAAUGCAGUGAAGGUUAGGCACAUCUUGUGUGAAAAGCACAGCAAAGUCCUGGAGGCCAUGGAGAAGUUGAAGUCCGGAGUGAGAUUCAGUGAAGUGGCCACCCAGUACAGUGAAGAUAAAGCCAGGCAAGGGGGAGACUUGGGCUGGAUGAGCAGAGGGUCCAUGGUUGGGCCGUUUCAAGAAGCUGCAUUUGCCUUACCCGUCAGUAGCAUGGACAAGCCCAUGUACACAGACCCUCCUGUUAAAACAAAGUUUGGGUAUCACAUCAUCAUGGUCGAAGGGAGAAAAUAAAGGACUGUCAACCUG